AUGUACUGCUUGAACUAUUAGAAAGAUGAUUGUUUUCUGAAAUAAGCAUCUAAAAGAUGACUGUUUUUCCCUUUUCUUUUCGGUGUUACCCACAGGGCCCAGAACAUUGUGUGAAAUGCCUUCAUUUCAAGGACGGACCGAACUGUGUGGAAAAGUGUCCCGAUGGCCUGCAAGGUGCCAACAGCUUCAUCUUCAAGUAUGCCGAAGUUAACAACGAAUGCCAUCCCUGCCAUGCCAACUGCACCCAAGGGUGCAUUGGACCAAGACUACAAGACUGCAUCGGCUGGAUGGACAGAACACCUCUGAUUGCUGCAGGAGUGAUUGGCAGCCUCUUCAUGGUGGUGAUCAUGGUGUUGAGUGUAGCGGUGUCUGUGCGCCGAAAGAACAUUAAGAAGAAGAGGGCACUUCGCAGAUUUCUGGAGACCGAGUUGGUGGAACCUCUGACUCCCAGUGGAACAGCUCCUAAUCAAGCCCAGCUUCGGAUUCUUAAAGAAACAGAACUUAAAAGAGUCAAGAUCCUUGGUUCUGGAGCCUUUGGAACUGUUUACAAGGGUAUUUGGGUCCCAGAGGGUGAAACUGUGAAAAUUCCUGUGGCCAUCAAAAUUCUUAAUGAGGCCACUGGACCCAAGGCAAAUGUGGAGUUCAUGGACGAGGCUUUGAUAAUGGCCAGCAUGGAGCACCCUCACCUUGUCCGGCUGCUGGGUGUCUGCCUGAGUCCCACUAUCCAGCUGGUGACCCAACUGAUGCCUCAUGGCUGCCUGCUUGACUAUGUCCACGAGCACAAGGACAACAUUGGAUCACAGCUGCUGCUCAACUGGUGUGUCCAGAUUGCCAAGGGAAUGAUGUAUCUGGAGGAGCGUAGACUGGUCCACAGAGAUCUAGCGGCUCGGAACGUCCUCGUCAAAUCGCCGAACCACAUCAAGAUCACAGACUUUGGCUUGUCUCGGCUGCUGGAUGUCAAUGAAAAAGAAUAUAAUGCUGAUGGAGGAAAGAUGCCAAUCAAAUGGAUGGCCCUGGAGUGUAUUCAUUACAGAAAGUUUACCCACCAGAGUGACGUUUGGAGUUAUGGUGUAACCAUAUGGGAACUUAUGACUUUUGGAGGGAAACCAUAUGAUGGAAUUCCUACCAGAGAUAUUCCAGAUCUGCUGGAGAAAGGAGAACGUCUUCCUCAGCCACCCAUCUGUACCAUCGAUGUCUAUAUGGUCAUGGUCAAAUGCUGGAUGAUUGAUGCAGACAGUCGACCCAAGUUCAAGGAGCUAGCUGCAGAGUUCACUCGGAUGGCUCGUGAUCCCCAGCGAUACCUGGUCAUCCAGGGAGAUGACCGCAUGAAGCUGCCCAGCCCCAAUGAUAGCAAGUUUUUCCAGAGCCUGCUAGAAGAGGACGAGCUGGAGGACCUGAUGGAUGCUGAGGAGUACUUGGUUCCUCACUCCUUUAACAUUCCUCCACUGGCAUACACUCCACGCACACGCAUGGACUCCAACAAGAAUCAAUUUGUUUACCAGGAUCCAACUUUCACCAUGGGUGACAUGCUGGCGACUCUACCCAGAGUGGGUAAAACCAUGUCUGGAGGCAGCCUCCCUUCACAGGAACUCGCUGCAGGGGCCCAGAUUAGUGGUGGAUUUGGCCGUGGCAACCAGGAUGACCCUCGCUGCAAUGGCACACUGAGGAAGCAGGCCUCCCCAAGGUCAAGCAACCUUGGUUCAGCUCACACUGCAGGACAAGGCGGAGUAGAGGACAGUGGCGGACAGCGCUACAGUGCAGAUCCCACUGGUCUUUUAAGUGAACGAGGAGAAAAGGAAGACAAGGACAGCUACAUGGUCUCCAUGAGAAACAAGAACUCUGCAGAUCAUCUCCAUCCUGUUGAGGAAAACCCAUUUGUCACACGUCGUAGAAAUGGCGAUGCCCACGUAGUUAUAGAUGGAGCAAGUUGCCACACCUUGCAUAUAGCUGGGGCUACAGAAGCACCGAAAAACCAGUCUGCCCAUGGUGAUGAUGAAUAUAUCAAUGAGCCACUCUACCUGAAUACAUUCCUUAAUCCUGGGGACAAGAAUGGAUUAGCUGGUGCAAUUUCCAUCUCUGGUUCCACGCCCUUCACUGCACAAUCAGUUCUGCAGACAGCAAACCCAUCCACGUCAAGCCACAUUGUUUCCUCCACUGGAUAUGUGGUAACUCCUGGCCUACUCCCCCACCCAACGUAUCCAUCACAUACCUUGCAUCCAGGGCAUACAGGACACGCUCUGCACUCAGGCAUCAGCAGUAGCACAAUGGCGUUUGAUAAGAAAGCCAAGAAAGCAACUUUUGACAAUCCUGAGUAUUGGCAGCACAGUCUCCCUCCAAAGUCCACAUUGCACAACCCCGAGUACCUGCAGGACUGCAGCACACGGUUCUUCUACCGGCAGAAUGGACGCAUUCGCCCUGCUGUGGCGGAAAACCAGGAAUACUUGUCUGAGGCUGCUAUGAAGGCUGGCAAUGUAUUGCCACCCCCUCCAUACAGGCAGAGGAACACUGUGGUGUAGUGACCCACCUGUAGCAUCUGGAGAUGAGAAAUCAUGUCUUUUCAAUGCCGUACUUGGCCUCCUGGGUCCUCCUUGCACCUUUUCUGAAAACUUCUCAUAAUCAUGUCUGAUUGGAGGUCUUCUAUUCUCAUUGUUUGAAUCUGCCUUUCGAUAAUAGACCUACAAUAACUGUCGCAGACAGCUUCAUCUAAGACUUAAGCAAUCUUUUUUAACAUGGCUCCCAAACUAGAAGCAUCUCCUUCACAGAGGGGUCGGGUCUGGCUUGGAGAAAAGGGUUUUUGCAUCUGUAACAACAGAACAAAAACAAUCGAAGAAGAACAAAAAAGUGUUAUUCAAAAAGAAGAACAAUGAUUAUUUUCAUUGACACUGUAAGAUUAAGUUAAUGAACCCAUGAAUUAUUAUUCUUUGUUUUAUGCAUUUUUCUAAUCAAACUAGCUGUGUCUGUGGAAACCAGCUGUUUUAUUUGAAAAUAUUUAUUUUCCAUGGGUUCAGCCUAUAAUGUGAAAUGUGCAUUCGAUUAGAAUCUUCAUUUACCAACAAAACUGACGUCAUGCUGAGAAUGCCUAGAGUAGUUUCCAUUCCUGCUCACGCACUUCUUUGACGUUCUCAAAACAAACUAAAGGCUCCACACACCCACAGUAACAACACACUAAUUCAUACAUACAUACAUUCUAGCACUUUGAGUAUGUUCUGACACGGAAACACAGUUUUUUUUAUUUUCCUAGAAGAUGUAGAAGGUUGUGCAGAGAAGAAGAGAAGAUUUUUUUUUAAAAUGGCCAGUAGCACAGUUCUGUGGUUUUACUACCAUCCACACUAACACGGAUAUUUAUUUUAGAAUUCUUCAUGAACACUUUCCAAAGUAGGAAUGUCUAAAGUUUUUUUAUUUCUCUACAACAUAGUGGAGCUGUUUUUUAUGUUGUUUUUCCCCCUCAAAUCUGUCUUAAUUUGUCCUGAUUUUGAUUCAAUUCAAAUUUUAAUGUAAGCUCAUGAAGUUAAUAGCAAGGAGAAAGGAGUAUUGAGUGUUAGAAAAAGCACAAGAUGUAACAGGGCGUUAGCACUGACGUCACACUGUAUUGCAUAAGAAGCUGCAGCGAGACACAGUGACAAAAAAAAAGAAAGAAAACUCAUACAUUGUCGUGUUUAUUGUGAGAGACAAAAUGAGGCUUAUGGAUUCAAAUAUGGGCAGCAAAUAUCAGUAAAAUUGACUGGAAUCUCACAGAUUGCCUGGACAUGAAUUUUGUUAAAAAAAACUUUGAAAAACAUAUCUGUCACAUAUCUUGAUGUGUCCAUAAUUGCUUAGCAGGGAUCUGUUGUAGAAAAUACCCAUGAAUUCAAACUUUUAUUUUGAAUUACAUUUCCACUCUACUAGACACAUAAAUCUAGCAAAUAGAGCUUGAAGAAAGCCAGAUCAAUGUUUAACAUUUCAGUGGAUUUUGUGCCAAAGUACAGAUUAUUAUUUUUAAAACUGCACAAGAAACUGAUUUUGGGGUAAGUUUUUUAUCUGUAAAAGUUUUACAGAGGGUUUCUUUGUUAAACCACUUUUUUUGUGUUUAAAUGACCAUGGUCGGGGGAAAACUGCACAGGCAACCACCAAAAACAGAUUCUGAAUAUGGUCCAUAAUAGGAGUAAUAAUGAGCCAAUUAUAUGUCAUUACCAGACACAGUUGCAGGAAAAAAGACUGUAUGGACCAAUCAGUGUCUAAGAAGAAGCAAAAGUACAUCAAAGGCAACCAAAAAGAUUUUUGCAAUACCUUGUUUUCAGAAAUACAAAACUAUCUUGGCAUCACUGUCUGGGGAGCCUGUCCAAAAGAGACAAUUUCUUUAUUUAAGUAUUAAAUAUCAAGUAAAAACAUAAUUUCUUUUCAUUUUUAUUUUUACAUUAUUGGUUAAAGAUUUCAGUUUAUCACUUUUUUUUUUUUUUUUUUUACUUAUGACAGUCUUUCUGUAAACUGACAAUACUGCAGGAUGCCACAUAAACCCUCAUAAAGACCACUACCAUCUAUCAUCAAAUAGACAAUGAAGGCUUACACAAGCACAGUUGAUAAUUAAAUUACACUUAAUGUUUUUGGACAGCUAAAUAACUGCUGAUAAUUUCGCUCUAAACACAAUUCAUGCAUACUGUAUCUUUUUCACAUGAUGCAAGUUUAACCUUGUAUAACUAUUAUUUUGAUUUCAUUUUAUAAAUCAUCACUCAUCCCUUUAGAGGUCUGAUAAUAUUAUAUGAAGCUAAGUGACACAAUUUCAAUUUCAGGAAAACGUCUUGAAUAAUAAUUUAAUUCACUGGAUCAAAUAAGUUAUUUCUUUUCUAACACUGCAGUUUUUGUAAUAUGGGUGAAAGUAUCAAAGGCUGAGAUUCCUUAGAUCUAUGUAGGUAGUAUAAGUCCACCCUACCAGAACAGAAGCCCAUUCUCUCAAAAGAAUAGUUCUUCAUUAAAUAUAUUUUAUUAUGUAGUAUUUCAGCUUUAUUUUAUCUUUGAUUUGCUUACUUCUUAAUCCACUUUGGUAUGAGGAUAUUAACAGCACAUUCCUACCCCCAACUUGACAUCUAAUGUCAGGUUUUGAUUCCAGAGUUGGACCUUCAAUGCAGAGAAACAGGCAGAAGCAGCAGGGUGAAUGGAAAAUUGUAAUCCAAAUAAAGAAAAAUAAAAGAAAAACUUACAAUGCAAAGAUGAGGAGAAUGAGGAAUGGGCAAAAAAAACCAAAAAAAACCCGAAAACAGACAUAGACUUGGACAGGCGUGGCAAGAAGGACACAGAUGAGUGGCAUGAGUGAUAAUGAGUUGACAGGAAAUUAACUGAUUUAGCUUAAUAAAAAAAAAAA
Messenger RNA from Fundulus heteroclitus (mummichog), 5335 nucleotides. Its product is annotated as receptor tyrosine-protein kinase erbB-4. Gene Ontology annotation, biological process: multicellular organism development; positive regulation of kinase activity; positive regulation of cell population proliferation. Gene Ontology annotation, cellular component: basal plasma membrane; signaling receptor complex. The record is from RefSeq and is a predicted model, not a curated record. Gene Ontology annotation, molecular function: ATP binding; epidermal growth factor receptor binding; transmembrane receptor protein tyrosine kinase activity. The coding region runs from base 57 to 2516 and encodes 819 amino acids. The transcript has 14 exons. NCBI's taxonomy places the organism in Eukaryota, Metazoa, Chordata, Actinopteri, Cyprinodontiformes, Fundulidae.